AUGUGGAUAAAAGAUAAUUAUCCCAAUUGGAAUUUGUUAUCAUCAUCAGAUGGCUCAGUUUUUUUCUCACCUAAAUCAAAUGCAAUUACUGAACAUAACAUCAAUGAAAUAAAGAAUCAUUUUCAAUAUUUGCAAAGGAAUCAAACUUAUUUUAAAGUUAAAAAAAAUAAAACAAAUGAGGACACAUGGAAAAUUGAUUCCAUAUGUAUACCACAUGGUAUCAGUCUGAACUUAAAACAGACAAAAUCAGAUAAUUUGAGAUGUCUAUCAAAGAAUAUAAGCUUUUUUGAGACUGCAGGUCAAGAAGUCACAUGA
Molecule: messenger RNA, 315 nt
Organism: Entrophospora candida
Lineage: Eukaryota; Fungi; Glomeromycota; Glomeromycetes; Entrophosporales; Entrophosporaceae
Source: the annotation of a GenBank genome assembly